Sclerotinia sclerotiorum 1980 UF-70 is the source of this 1539-nucleotide messenger RNA. RefSeq lists its product as hypothetical. Bases 1 to 1539 code for a protein of 512 amino acids. The transcript has 2 exons. NCBI's taxonomy places the organism in Eukaryota, Fungi, Ascomycota, Leotiomycetes, Helotiales, Sclerotiniaceae. The record is from RefSeq and is a predicted model, not a curated record.
AUGAUUAACAAUUCAUGGGCUGAAUAUGUAUUCAUACGAAUUUGUAUUUUUGCACUCCAGAGUAUACCACUUGUUAGCUUAGCAUAUUGUUUUAGUCUUGGUUUCACUACUCUCUUUCCGGAUUAUCAUCUUUAUAGAGUCCGUCGCGGAUUAGAAGUUGUGUUUUUGACCGAAUCUUUCUUCUUCCUCUUUUGCUUCCUACCAUAUCGCAUUUGGCUCCAACGGGAAGCUGUACAUCCACCAGCACCUUCGCGAGAAGAGAGAGCGGCAUUAUUCCAGAAGUGUUCAGAUAAUAUUACGGAUCCGGAGGCGUAUCUGCAGAAAUGGUUCUUGGGCGCGGAUAUUAGAGAGAUUCGGAGGGAGAAUGUCAAGGAGUUUUUUCUUUGGGCUUUUUUUAAUCGGGAUGGUCCGCCGGGUGAUGAUGAGGAGGAGUUGGAGGAGUAUAUUGGGAUUUUGGAGAGGCAGAUGGGGAGGGAGAUUCCGGAUGGGAGGGGUAAUGCUAGAUGUUUGAGGUUGACUUUGGAUGAGGUUGUUAUGUCGCAUAGGAGUUUGAUCUGGUAUUGUCAUAUAUCUUAUUGGCACCGACCACAUACUUCAAAAACCAAACUUCCAGUUGUUUUUAUUCAUGGAAUCGGCAUUGGUCUCUAUCCUUAUACCAAAUUCCUCGACGAACUCAAUUCUUCCACUGGCACACCGGAUGAUCACAUUGGCAUUCUUGCCCUCGAAAUAAUGAACAUUAGUUUUCGCCUCACACAUUCAGCUCUUUCUCGUGAAGAAACCGCUCUCGAGAUCUUCCAAAUUAUAGGUCAACAUUUUGGACCAAAUCAAAAAUUCGUCCUAGUCUCCCACUCAUACGGUACAGUAGUGACAACUCACCUCCUACAGUCACCUGUUCUAUCCCCGCACAUCGGACCAAUUGUUCUCAUCGAUCCUGUCUCUAUUUGUCUACAUUUACCUUCUGUCGCGUUUAAUUUUACACGUCGAAUCCCUAGAGAUGCAAAUGAAUACCAAUUAUACUAUUUUGCGAGUAUGGAUCCAGGGGUCAGUCAUACGUUGAGUAGAAAGUUUUUCUGGAAUGAGAAUGUGUUAUGGAAAGAGGAUUUUGAGGGAAGGAAGGUCACAGCAAGUUUAGCGGGAAGAGAUUUGAUUGUGGAUACGGAGGCUGUAGGGAGGUAUUUGUGCUGUGGGAGUUUGUCCGGGAAAUCGACUCCUAGUUUGAGGGCUGGUAAUGGAAAUGUGAAUGGGAUUGUGAAGGGUACUUCAAAUUUGAACACUGCGCCAUUGAUUGAAAUCGAUGAGUCGGAAGUCAGCGGGGAGGAAAGAAUUGCGGGUGUAAAUGUGAUUGGUUCGGAAGACAACCAAGGGGUUCAUGAUGAAGUAGAUAUGGUAGAUGAUGAGGAGUGGAAGUAUCGGGAUUGGAAGGGAGUAGGGACGGAGGUUUUAUGGUUUGGGACGUUGGAUCAUGCGCAGGUUUUUGAUAAGAUGGGGACGAGGAAGAGAAUUAUUGAUGUUGUGAGGAGGUAUUGUGAGGAUGGUUAG